CCGAAUUUGUAUACCGUUAGGUCGGUUGAGUAAAUUAGGGCAAUAUACACUAGCACACCUAUAAUAUGUGUGUUUUCCAGUGUUGCGAUCUGGAGUUGUCAUAACGAGCAAGGAAACAACAAUCUUGUUGGCAGAGAUUGAAGAGGAUCCGCGAUGUUGUGAAUAUGGCAUCGGGAAGAAUUUUUGUGAUUGGUUUCUGGAUGUGUCUGUUAACAUUUACUGUUCAUAGUGACUCAAGGCACUUCAAUGGGAUAACGUUGAUACAGUUUUGCAGCUGUUGGAAUGCCAGUAUUACCCGGACUGGGAACGAUUUAUAUGUAGAUAUAACCUUCGUUAAAAAAUGCUGGGAAUCACCAUUGAAAAAAUAUGGAGGUUUUCAAAUCAUCCCUUACAAAAGUACCAUGUUAUUCAAGAUUAGCGUUAAAGAAUCCCUACAGAAGAUGUUAAAGGUGAAAGAGUUAAAGUGCCAACUAAAUAAAGGCUGUUUUACUACUAUUUCUAUGGUGAGAGACACAAGUUUGGAAAUUAUUCCCUUUUGUAACUCUUGUGAUAGUUGUAUGGGAAAAGAAACAGAUUAUAUCAGCUACACACAUCAGAAGAGGAGCCGUGUUCCGGAAGUUGUCACUACUAAACCAAAGAACCCGCUCGCCCCAGAAUCCUACAAAUCACGAUUUCUGGUCAUGGCUGGUGUUGUCACAAUUGUUGCUACCAUAGCUACAUUUGUUAUCAUCAUGUUGGUAUGCCGAAUAAACAAAAACAGGAUCCAGCGAAGAGGACCUGAACAACAAUCGUUAGUGGAUGUAGGGAGUGAUACCACAGAUGCACAAACAGAUGUUUCCAUACCUAUCGAACCAAACAGUCCUACAGAACAACCCAACACACGAAUUCGAAGGCAGUCCGUGAAAAUUGGUGUUUUCCACCCUCAUAUUCCGAAGGAGUUAUCUUCUCAAGCGACCGAAAACCCUUUGGACGCACAUGUGCAACGUAUGAUAAAUAUCCUUACUUCUGUACAAGAAUUAGACGUUAAUUAUUUAACAACGAAUUUAACCAAUCUAUUUGAAGGGAUUGAUGAAGUGAGCUCUUCGCCAAAGAUAAUUCUUGUUCUUUGCGAUAGGUUUAGUGAACUCUGCCACGAAGGAAGUGCUCAGAACGGGAAUAUUACCGAAGAGAAAUGGACAGAUACUGAAAGUAAUCUUUUGAAAAGAAUAAGAGAAAAAUAUUACCUAAAUAAUACUUGUUUGUAUUUUGUAAAUUUCAAACAUUUUAAACAACAGAACAACGCCCUUGCUGAUGCUCGAGUUAUGUUUACUAGCCAGUCGUAUAAGGUGUUCAGUAUUGACUAUUUGGGUCAAAGUGACGACCACUUCAAACAGCUUUUGGAUUCAAUUUUGUCUGAUGUCAUCUGUGACUCUGAAGCACGGAGCAUACGAAUCAUGUCGCUUUUAAGUCAAGAUUUGAACACAAUUCAUGUCAGUGAUGCAAUUGAACAGAGAUUUAUGUCGUUGUGCGAGUAGUAAAUGAAAGGUACAUCUUCAAGGUUUCCUUACAUCAACGAGCUCUGGCAAAACUUUGUGUUGAAAUCUCAAAAGACGUGAGUGUUUCAGAAUAUAAACACGUACAUUGUAUCACGUGCUUUGUCAUGUUGAAUUUGAGGUUUUAUCUUAGCACGAGAAACGCGAAAAUGACACUGCAGAUGAAAUCAUAUUUCAUGUACUACCAAAAUGUCUGUGAAAGAUUUACUGUUUGUGAUAUUGUUGAUCUCUUCAUUAUUUAUUUUCACAGUAAUUUAAUGACGAUAUUUUGAAAUCGCUUUAUAAACAAUACAAGUUGUUUUUAUAUAUAUUUGAUAAUUGAAAAUAAUAAAUAAUCAUGUGAAGUAUGUAAGUGAAGAAAUGAUAAGAUAGAACGACAGACUUAAAACUAGCAGCUGUCACCCAUCAAACUGAUCUUCAGAAACAAACUUAAAGAGCCCUGUGAAGGGUGAAAGCUACUAGUGCUUUGUUGGUCGUUAUAUCUUAAUUUCUGUAUUUAAUAAUGUGUCCCGAUAUAAUUAAAAAAACACGAAGAACUUUGCACUUGUAAAUGUAAUUAAGAACAGGAGAUUCGAGCACUUUAUGUAUUUGGACGACUUCCUCAGGAGGUGAAAGUCCAGGUGAACUACUGGUGCUCAAAUACUAUUUCUUGUAAAGAGAACGUAUAUGAACUUCACGUUUAUCGAUAUUAUUGAUAUAUAUGUAUGUUAAUACGAUACAUAUAUAUUUACCAUCGCAUGGGGCUAACUAAUGGCCAUCAGGAUUAAUAUCAAAUAUUGUUUCUAUACAUCACUAAGAUGUUAAGGGACAAAAGGUUUAAUAAAAUUAUACCAAUUUU
This is a messenger RNA of Mizuhopecten yessoensis (Yesso scallop), 2370 nucleotides long. RefSeq lists its product as uncharacterized. The coding region runs from base 165 to 1514 and encodes 449 amino acids. The transcript has 8 exons. The record is from RefSeq and is a predicted model, not a curated record. Lineage: Eukaryota; Metazoa; Mollusca; Bivalvia; Pectinida; Pectinidae.